Schizosaccharomyces octosporus yFS286 is the source of this 1946-nucleotide messenger RNA. Its product is annotated as D-lactate dehydrogenase. The coding region runs from base 179 to 1783 and encodes 534 amino acids. Gene Ontology annotation, cellular component: mitochondrion. The record is from RefSeq and is a predicted model, not a curated record. Lineage: Eukaryota; Fungi; Ascomycota; Schizosaccharomycetes; Schizosaccharomycetales; Schizosaccharomycetaceae. Gene Ontology annotation, molecular function: catalytic activity; FAD binding. The transcript is spliced from 3 exons.
AUAAACGUAAGUAUGAAAUAUAUCACAUGUAAGUUUUUACUUAUUUAGGAAGAGAAAUUGAUUUUCAGCCCAAAAAUCUUACCAUAAGUACUUAUCUUUUAAAAAAUUUUUUUUAUAUUUGCAAAGACAAGUUUUUAUAAAAAGUAAAUCAUCGAACUAAUAAGAUCAGAAAGUAACCAUGGGAAGUGAAAAUUGUGAAUGCAAACAUAAAGGAUCUUGCAAUAACGAGAAUGGCAAAUGCUCAUGUCAAACCCAGAAGGACAAUUCUGGUUCCAAACCUGAGGGAGUUAAAUGUGCUAAUUGCAAAGCAAGGGACUCUCGAUCAUCAGAGAAACCAUCUUUCACUUCAGAAUCUUAUCCUUCUUUAAAACGAGAUCCUCGUUAUGCUACAUUAAGUCAAAAAGAUAUUGACUUUUUUAAAGGUGCGCUAGCGAAGGAUGGUGGAUCCAUUGUCACCGAUAUUGAUGAAUCUUCUGAUCCCUCUGAAUUGGAUGCUUUCAACAUCGACUGGACGCAUAAAUACCGAGGAAAAUCUCGUCUAGUUAUUAAGCCUAAGACUACUGAACAAGUGAGUCAAAUCCUCAAAUACUGUAAUUCCCGCCGACUAGCCGUCGUGCCUCAAGGAGGAAACACGGGUUUUGUUGGUGGUUCUAUCCCUGUGUUUGACGAGAUCAUUAUAAACUUGGGCUUGAUGAAUCAUAUCCAUGGUUUUGAUGAACUCACCGGUAUCUUGAAUUUGGAUGCUGGUGUAAUCUUGGAGGAUGCGGAUAACUAUCUGGUUAGUAAGGAUCAUAUUUUCCCACUUGAUAUUGGAGCUAGGAAAAGCUGUCAAGUGGGUGGUUGUGCUUCGACAUCGGCGGGCGGACUUCGUUUGAUGAGAUAUGGAAAUCUUCAUGGAAAUAUUAUUGGUAUGGAGGCGGUUUUGCCGGAUGGUACCAUUUUGAACAAUCUAGUAAAAGUCCGUGAAGGCUACCUGGGAAUUAUCACUCGACUAAGUGUUGUAUGUCCGCAAAAACCUCGUUCUACGAACGCUGCCUUUUUAGGUCUACCGUCAUACAAUAAUGUUUUGAAAGCCUUUUCUACAGCCAAAUUCCAUCUUUCGGAAAUUCUUUCGGCUUUUGAAUUAAUGGACAAUACUUCACAAAUUUUUAUGGAUUCCCAUUCUUCUAUUCCACGCCCUAUCAAAGAUGAAUAUCCAUUCUACGUGUUUAUCGAAACACAGGGAUCCAGUUCGAAUCACGAUCACGAAAAACUCUGUAGGGUGGUUGAAGAAUUGAAAGAACAAAAAUUAAUUGGUGAAGGUGCAAUUGCCAAAGAUGAUAAACAAAUUGAUGAAUUUGUGUUACGACGUGUGAAAACUGCGGGAUGCUUGCAGGAUGUUGGUUCUGGUAUCUACAAGUAUGACGUUUCCUUACCUUUGGAUAUAUUGUUUGAUUUAGUAUAUGCUACGAAGGAACGACUAAAAGACUUGAACUUAAUAGGUGAUGCUCCUGGACAGCCGGUUAUUGACGUUGUCGGGUUUGGUCACGUAGGCGAUGGGAACUUACAUAUGAACGUUCUUUCAAGAAAACUUGAAAAGAAGGUUGAAGAUGCUCUUGAACCGUGGGUAUUUGCAUGGGUUGCUUCUCAUGAAGGUUCGAUUUCGUCAGAACAUGGACUCGGUUUUCUGAAGAAGCCGUAUGUUGGAUAUUCGAAAACGCCAGAAAUGAUUUCCCUAAUGAAGACUAUAAAACAUGUGAUUGAUCCUAACGGAAUUAUGUUGCCUUACAAGUAUGUCGGAUAAUUCCUACCCCAAGGUUAUAACGUCAAGGUUAUGCCGAAUUGAUGAAAAAUAACGAAAAGCAAACGAUGAAAUGAAUUUAUAGUUGAAAGAAAAAGUGUUCAGUCGCUUAGUUUUAAGAAAAAUAAUGAUGGAUGAUUUAUUUUAUGAAAUGUAUUGCCUGUAC